AUGUCUCUGCCAACGCCAACGUCAACACGUCCAAUUUGUACAACGUUUGUACAAUCGUCAAAUAUUCAACAGGACAACAACAACGAUAAUCAACAAAACGUUACGAGUGUUGCAGUAUCAACAAACGUACAGACAACAACACCACAACGUAUAGUAAUGACAACAGACCAUCAAGGUGUGACGUCAUCGGUAGCAUAUAGGUAUACACCACACACACAAACUCCAAUGUUUGGUCGUUAUUUUGAGUUUUCACCACGGAAUGUUGCUACAACAAAAAAUCACCCAAAAGGAAUACAAAAAAAAAACGCAAAUCCCAGUGUUAAUCCUCCAAAUAUACAACAACUUGCAUCUGCAAAUUUGGUAACAAAUACAGCCCCAGCUACUACAGCUAAUGAAGUUACUAUUCCUGUACCCAUUGUAAAUAACGAAGGCACUUAUGCUUAUAUAACUGUUAAAGGUUCUUUACGUGAUCGUUCUUGUUCUCUUUUUGGUUUGAAUGACACCGAAAUACAGGCGCUAUCGAAACGUUUCGAAAACAGUGUUAAACCCGUGAUGAAUGGUGUUAUGGUAUCAGCCUCUCAUCUUGUUAUGCUAAAUACCUUGGCACAAUUGAGCUAUAAAGUUGUUUGCAGUUGUGGAAAAGCUGAAAUCUGUUGGACUAUGCAACGUGAAAUCUAAUAAAAAUUGAAAUUAUAAAAUAAUA
Molecule: messenger RNA, 703 nt
Organism: Lucilia cuprina (Australian sheep blowfly)
Lineage: Eukaryota; Metazoa; Arthropoda; Insecta; Diptera; Calliphoridae
Exons: 2
Coding region: 1-678 (225 amino acids)
Source: RefSeq, a predicted model, not a curated record